AUGGGGAAACGGGAAGUGUCAGAGGUGUUGAAUAAAUGUUUUGCAUCGAUCUUCAUGGUGAAACUAACAGCUACACAAGGAGUAUUUAACACAAUUGCUGAGGUCCCUAAGGCUGUGCUGAAAGGAUUAGGUGAAAAACAGUUAAUAUUAAAAAGCCCAAACUUGGAACUCAUAAAUGCUGUGCUUAAAUAUAUUACUUACACAAGCACAAAAUACCACAUAAAUACAGCUGAUAUAGUGUCUUUUCAGUUUGAACAGCAUGUUGCUGAAUUUCCGAUUAUUAUCAGGCAGCCCCCAAUGCCACGGUUGUUUGAUCCCGGUCCAGACAAUGACAUCAAUUCCUUGGUAACCAUUACAACAAAGACAUUUUUAAGAUAUCAUAAGCUUCGAAUCUUGAUAGACAGCAUUCGAAGAUUUUACCCAAACAUGACGAUAAUCAUUGCAGAUGACAGUGAAAUUCCUGAAAAAAUUGACGGAUCACACAUCGAACAAUACUUCAUGCCAUUUGCGAAAGGAUGGUUUGCUGGAAGAAACUUGGCAGCUUCUCAGGUCACAACUAAAUACCUUCUUUGGGUAGAUGAAGAUUUUUUAUUCACAGAACAUACAAAAUUGGAAAAGUUGGUGGAAGUAUUGGAAAAUACAAACUUGGAUGUGGUUGGAGGCUCAGUAGACAGGAAUCAAUUCCACUUUAGGCUGUGGUAUGAAAAUGGAAACCUUGAUGAUGGAGAAUGCUUGUUUUCCAAGACUGGUGGCUUUCAUGGCUUGGACGGGUUUCCAAACUGUGUGAUAACCAGUGGUGUGGUGAAUUUCUUUCUGGCAAGGACAUCGAAGAUACUGAGUGUUGGAUUUGACCCUCGAUUGGCCAGGGUAGCUCACUCAGAGUUUUUCAUUGACGGACUUGGCAGACUGCUUGUGGGAUCGUGUAAUGAUGUCAUUGUUAGCCAUCAGACACGCCAGAGUCCAACAAAUGAUUCACUGAAAGCAGUUGAACAAAAAUAUGCAAAAUUUAGAAAGCCCUCUAAGCAUGACACAGAUUACAAACUUGCACUACAUUAUUUCAAAAACCACUUAAAAUGUUAUACCAAGAUUUAAUGGCUAUGGUUGAACAUAAUCUCAGUUGACCAAUCUACACUUCCAACAUCAAGCUCUAUCUCUUUCAACCUUUCCACUCCCUCAUUGUUGUCAGGCUGCUCCUGUAACAACCACUUCUGGAUGCAGUGAACUCUUCUGCAAUUCAAGAUUUCUUCUUAUUCUUUCAUGGAAUGUGGGCAUCACUAGAAAGACCAGUAAUUGUUGACCAUCGCUAAUGGCCUUGAAAAGGUGUUGCCCAAACCACUUUCUUACACUGCUGCAGUCCAUUUAGUAAAGACUGAAGCUAUUUUCUUUGUUCCCACUGCAAAGAGAAAUGAUUGCCAUAAAUUCUGUCCCCUCCCCAGUAGUUUCAAACAAAGAGAUUAUAACCUUGGUAUCCUAUUUAACAAAGAGGUGAGCUUCUGGCCACAUAUGUUGUCAUUUACCAAGACCACCUACUUCCUAUCAGCUCUUUCAUCAGCUCCUGAAACCCGCAUCCAUACCCAGAAUCCUCUUGAGGGUAGGACAUAAAGAGGUUAGCAGCCGAGAGCUGGUCUGCAGGAUCUUGAAUGAUAGUCCCUGAAGCCAGGGUGUGGGUGACCUUUGACAGUGUGACCACAGAGAAGCUGGAGAGCUAUGGCCUAUUGGAGGAAGGGGGUUGCUUUCUUUUGCCCUAAGAGGUGGUAUCCACACAGUGUGAUUUGCCACAGACACUGCACCCUUCUGGGGAUGGCUCUUUCCGCACAUUUGCACGACUCCAGAUUCAACCAUUCAAAUACUUUUCUAAUGGCCUUCCAUGUGGUACUACUAUCCAUAAAUAUGAACUCAUUCAAAGUUCUGUUGGCCAGAUUCUGACACAUGCCCAUGUCUCAUUUAUUCAUCAUUCAUUGCCCACAAAUCUACAUUGGCACCUGCUACAUCAAUUUUACAAAUCUCAGCCUUCUUUUAAAAUCAAUCUAUGCUCUCUUCCAUUCCUAUCUCUGAAACCCCCUCAAGCUCAACAACUUUCCAAGAAUUCUGAUUUCCUCCAAGUCUGAAGUUUUGUGCACCCCCACUUUUGUAUCAUGCGGACAAAUAUGUCUUCAACGUCCCUGUCCAUACACUCUGAUAUUCCCCCUCUAAAUCAUUCCUUAAAAUCUGAGCGGUCAACUGGCAUUAGAUCUCCUCAUUUAGAUUGAUGUUACAUUUGUUUGAUGAAGUUCAUAUGAAGUGCCUUGGAGUCUUUUAUUGUGUAAGUUGCUAAAAAAUGAAGAUUGUUGAUGACACCUGAUUGUAGUUCUUUGAAGCACUUUGGACUGUCUCACCUAAAGAUGCAAGUUAUUUUUAUAAUUAAUUGUUUUUGCAUUCCAUGGCACAUAAUGUAUUUUAUGUUUGAUGAAACACAAUGAAUAUUGCAGCUAAGAGGGAAUCCUUCCAUUUUUUACUAAUAUUCACUGUGUCCUCAAGAUCCACUACACGUUGAUAAAGAUCCAAAAAAAUCACCCCUUUAUUCCACAGCAUUAAAGGUGAAUCGUAUACAUACCUCAACUGGUAAUUACUCAUGGAUGAACCCAAAUUGUGAAAGGUACUGAGUUACCUUGCUGUGGAGACCAAUUCAGCCAAGCUGAAUAAUGUUUUAUCUAAUAUUCACGCAUAGAAGCAUUUUCCAUGAGUGUCAAUGCGAUUGAUCUAUGCGUGCUCUUGGUAAUAUUUCCUUUGCCACAAAAGGAAUAUUUCUCAAUGUUAACACCCAAAUUGGAAUUAAUGUUGCAGGUACUAUUGAGAUAUUGAGAACUCAAAUACACUGGGCUAAAGAGCUAAGUAAUAAAUUGUUCAGUGCCUUUCUUACCUAAGUCAUUGUGAAAUCACUUUCAGGAAUUAGUCACUUGGUAGGACAGAGCAUCAAAAUUGCUGAUCUAGGAGGUGAGCUACCAUAAAAAUUUUUCACUUCACACUCAUCAAUACAGAAUUAUAAAAACCCAAAGAAUAAUGUAAGAAAUUUAGAAUAUUACAUCAUUGAUGAAGAAAGAGAAAAUAAAGUGUUACAGAUUUGUCUGGUCAUCCCAUGUUUAGCCAAAUUAUAAAGGCAAUUGUGAAGGUUUUCUCCAUUUAGUACUUCUAGAGACAGAAAUAUCUUAGGUUCUGGUUUGGAGAGUCAACAGGUGAGAUGGCAUGAUCAUUGACUAGUAAUUCUAAGGUUCAGGCUAAUACUCUGGGGAAUAUGAUUCAAGUUUAGAAUUUUAAGAAUACCCAGGAAUAAUAUAACGGAUUUGAAAAAAAAAUGAGUGGGAAAGAGAAUAUGAUCUAUUAGGAAUUUGGAUGAUCACCCUAUAUCUAGCUAUAAUCAUAAUAGUGGUUGUGAAGGCUUCCUCUAUUUGAUACUCCUUGGGAAAUUAUGGACAGCGACCAAAAAAGGUUCUUAGAUACUGACUUGAAGCACCAGAUGGGUUGAUGUUUGGUUAGUGGCAAUAGUACUGGACUGGUAAAUCCAAGACCCAGGCUUAUACCCUGAGAAACAGGGUUCAAGUCCCACCAUGGUAACAGGUGGCAUUUAAAUUCAAUUCAGAAAAAUAAACCUGGAAGUAAAAACAUGCAAAAUAGUGGCCAUGGAGCUGCUAUUAAUUUUAUGCAAGUACUUUAGGUUUGCUAAUUUCCUUUACGGAAAGGAAUAUAGUCUCCUUACCUGGCCUGGCCUUCUUGAGUCCAGAUUCACAGGAAUGUUGAUGAGUCUUAGCUGUUCUCAAGUGUAAAUAGGGAUUGGUAACAAAUGCUGAACUUUGUGAUGUCCAAGUGAAUACACCAGUAACAUUAAAGUCAACUGCAAACUAUCUCUAAUCUAUCUGGAAAUCAGUUUUAAUGAAAUUUAUCCAAUUAUUUCAUGCAGACCAAAUAACACAUUUAUCAUGGAUUAUGUUCAGUGUUGUAAAUUUUGGAGUAAUUAUUAAUAUUUUUGCUUUCCCAAUUUACUACUCUUUAAAAAUUGGCAUAGAUGUUGUGAAAUUUAAGUCUGUGCAAUGUUAAAUUAAAAUGUUGAAAAUCUAUUAUUUUAAAUAAAGUAUUUUCAUGAUCAAUGCAAA
Molecule: messenger RNA, 4127 nt
Organism: Rhincodon typus (whale shark)
Lineage: Eukaryota; Metazoa; Chordata; Chondrichthyes; Orectolobiformes; Rhincodontidae
Product: beta-1,4 N-acetylgalactosaminyltransferase 2-like
Exons: 7
Coding region: 1-1092 (363 amino acids)
Biological process (GO): UDP-N-acetylgalactosamine metabolic process; UDP-N-acetylglucosamine metabolic process
Source: RefSeq, a predicted model, not a curated record